Messenger RNA from Dendroctonus ponderosae (mountain pine beetle), 6940 nucleotides. It is a transcript of the gene hob, whose product is annotated as protein KIAA0100. NCBI's taxonomy places the organism in Eukaryota, Metazoa, Arthropoda, Insecta, Coleoptera, Curculionidae. The record is from RefSeq and is a predicted model, not a curated record.
AGAUAUUUCUUUAACAAAAUUAUUAGUUGAUUAUUUUUUACAUUUUGACCAGCAUAGAAGAAAACCAAAAAAAAAGUACCUGCACACAAUCAACUUAAAAUCGCUUCUAUGGUAUGAAGUUUCGCAAAUAUUUUAAUAAUUCAAGCCAAAAGCAACCUGUGAAAUGGCAGUUCAAUACGAAAAAUCGUCAAAUGAGAGGAGAACGAAAAGAAACGAAACGAAUAUUUCUGACUUUAGGAAUAAAAAAGUACCAAACUUUAUCAACACUUUAGCACAGUUUAUGGCUGUCCACGUUUAUAAUAUCAAAGCGUUUGUACAACUCAACACUGAAUGUAUAUUGGAAGUUUGGCUUAAAGAUCUACAUAUUGAUGGAAGUAUACUGAAGAACGCCAAGUCGCUAUUAGCUACCUUGAACGUAACCGAUGCCUUUAUGAGUGUACUUAAAAGUAAUUCUCUUAACCAACAUAAAACAAAAGUUGCCGCAUUUUCGUUCGGAAUUACAAUGGAAACUGUAUUGGUUGCACAGGGUCCGCUAUCUGUCGAAAAAUUGGAAAUCAAAAUGUCUCACAGCAAAGCCUCAAUUAAAAAUGGAUUUUAUCAGUUGCUACAUGGACCGGAUGAAAAAUAUAGAACAGUAAUAGAAUCUUUGCCAACUGCAAUUAAUUCGGAUCAAAGCUGGAGCCCGUAUUCUACAAGGACUUUUGAGAGUAAAAGUUUUGCUGAACUUCAACAAUACCUUCAACAAAAUCUGGAGCCCACUGAUCCAAAUCCAAAUAACGAUUUUUUGAAAUACAUUUUGCCAAUUGUUCCAAAGAAUUUCUCUCUGCAAAUAGAUGAUACUUCAUUUAAAGGAUAUAAUACAAGUGAGGACAUUGAAGGUACGGCUGCUUUAAAGUCACUAUCGAUGAAUUAUAGAUCUGUAUCCCCUGCUACAACAAACGGGAUGUUGUUUAAUUUUUAUUUGAACGAUUUCGCUUUGUAUAAUAACCACGAAAAAGUCGCCGAAUUGAAAAACGUCAGCAUAGAUGCAAAGUUUAAAAAUGACGUAUUGAAUAUUUACCUGCAACAAAACAGUUUGUUAAUAACAUACAAUCACUCCGUGAUCUUUAAUUGGAUAAAGCGCAAUUUAUGGAUGCCCCAAUCGAAACGCCAAGGAAACAAACAAACACAGCCAGGAAAAACUGAUUAUUUAAUACAAUACUACAUGUUGGAAGAACUGUUGAAAAACAUCUCCAUCAAUUUUUGCGCAGAACUUUCUAAUGUUGUUUUUGUGGUCAUAUUAAAGGCAGGUCUCUCAUCGUCCAUUGGAGUUAAUCGACUUCGUCUGAUGCUAGAUCAAGUUCAGGAACGCAAAAGUACUAAGUAUGAUUCCCUCCUAGCUAAUGUACUUCUUGGUGAUAGACACUGGCAAUCUGAGCUCCUCAUUGAGUCUCUGUGUUGGUCUUUUAAAGAGUGGAAUUAUAGCAGUAAUAUAUCAAAGGUCAUGCAUCUAUGGGACACUCCAGUAUAUGUAGGAAUGAGCCUGAUCAAGUUUUGUACGUCUGAAAACAAAGAAUUCAAGCUGUAUGCUAUGUUAGACACUGUACAAUUAGAAUGGUCUGCAAAACUGGCUGAUUACAUAUUACUAGCAUUGAAUUUUAUUAGGAGUUAUGAGAUUCAAUUUAAAACUAUUUUAAAUUCGCAACCAUCAAAACCCCAAAGCAAGUCUAAAAUAAUCACAAGUGUUGUUAUUUAUCAUUUCGAUUGCUUUUUCCAGUCUCAACAUAAUGAGAAUUCUUCAGAAUAUUUUGUGUCACGAUUGGAUACGGUUAAUCUGGAUAAUCAAGGCAAUCUAUGGACUUUCAAGCUUGAUGAGUUGAAGAUAUUUACCUUGUUCAACACAGGAGGUUAUUAUACUUGUAUCCGAACUGAGGAUAUUAUAAAACACAAAGUUUAUGUAAAAAAUGCAGAACUAGAAUUUUCAAAAACUGACGACAGUCUAGAAUAUAACAUAUCGUUAAGUGAAAAUAAUAGAGUUUAUUGGUCUACUAAUUUUCAUUUAAAAUGUUUACUUCUCUACAGAGACUUGCAAGAAUUUAUUAAACAAAUUACGGAAUCCUCGGACAAAUUAAAGAAAAAACCAGUGAUAGUGGAUUAUUCUACAUUGCCUGCCAAAGUAAUAAAUUUCACAAUUUGUAGGAAAUUUGAACUUCAUAUUGAUAUUAGUAAGGACCAUAACAUGAAAAUUGUUUUGGAUGAAUUAUUAUUUUCAAAUAGCUCUCACGCUUCCCAGGAGCGCAAAAAAACCAAUCAUAUCUUAAAGACACUUACCGUAGCGAUUGAUGGCGCAGAUAUUUUCGAACUAAAAGGAAUUUUAAUGAAGCGCUUAUUUAAAGACCAAUUGCAAGCGCAAAAGUUUCUUUUCGAUAAAAAGAUGGCUGGACUAUCAGAAGGAUUCAACGAUUGUAGUUAUUUACUGGAAAUUGAUGCUUUUAAGGCUGUAUUUCCUCAUGAACAUAAUUAUGCUGAAGCUGUACAGAAUCAAUUUUUAUCGAUUGUUAAAUGGUUAAAAAUUAUACAUAAAGAUACUUUACGUACCAAAACAUGUCCGCCAGACUGGUUUGUAAAAGUAAAAGACUUUCUUUUUGAAAUGAGUGAUGAUCCAUUUGAAAUCAAAUUACGAGAUAAUUUUGAAUUACUGGAAGACGAGUUUAGUGAGAGCCUAAAGAGGCAAAAAGUAUUGAAAGAGAAAAUUGCAGAACUGUUAAAGACGCAUCUACACAUGCCAGCGGGAAAAGUGGAAGAACUAUAUGCAACUUUGAAAAAAAGAAAUGCGGAUAUUUACAUUCAAAGAUCAAAAUUGAUGUAUCAAGCAGCCCCUCAACGGACCAGAUUGUUUGCUUGGAACAUGACCAAUAUUGAAUGCUCGGUAAUGAUGGAAAAUUAUGAUGUAGUCCAUAUUUCUGAAUACUUAUUACUCAUAAACUUGAUGAUAAGCUUAGACAAAGAUAGUCCAUUGCCAGACGUAGAUCUGGAAUUUUCAACAUCCUUCUGCAGAGACAUCAUUCUGGGUUGUGAAGAAUGGAAAUUUCAGUUAAGAGACUUUCCGCAGCCAUUGCUAGAGAUCAAGAAAAUUUAUUUAUUUGGAAAACUCGGUGUGGCGGAACAAGUAGCUCCCAAAAGAGCCACAAGGACUGUGAUGGUAGAUUUGGGCGAUUCCUUUGAACCGUUCGAAGUGGAAAGAGGAAUGCAACCGCUAAAGUUUUAUUACGAUUUAAACUGCGAAAUCGAAUCCUUUAGCUACGCAUUUGGGCCUUGUUGGGAGCCGGUUAUCGCGCAGUGUAAUUUAAGUUUCAACCAAAUCAGUGCCCCCUCAAGAGACCCUUCGCCUCCUCUGCCUUUCUGGGACAAAAUGAGGCUUCUCAUGCACGGAAGGCUAACUAUGCUAGUUCAAAAAAUGCAGGUGCUUCUUCAUGCUUCUUUGGAUCCGUACAAUACCACUGAAGAAAUGGCUUUGACAUGGGAAAAAGUAAUUAUGGACUGGACCAAUGCUAAGAUUGUGUUUAAAGGCGACCUUAACAUUUUCGUACGUACUGCCUCGAAAUACGACGACGUCCAAUUGCUUAAGCUACCAAAUUUGAAUCUUAUUCUCGGUUUUCAUUGGGUUUGCUUGGCCGAUCCUAACGACCAUCACAACGUUAUUUAUUGUGCCCCGGAUAAAAUUCCUGAAUAUUCGAGCAACCAGGUUCAUGACUCAUUUAGAGCGUUUCGCUCCCAGAGCCUCAAUAUGAGCAUUGUUUUGGAAACCGUUCCCGGUUCCGAUCAAUUUAACAAUUGCCCGAUUCUUUUACUUUAUGGAAGCACUUUACGAUGGAUUGAAAGUUUGAAACUUAUAUUGUCAGGAGUGACCAGACCAACAAGGAGGGGCAAGAUUUUUGGAAAUUUGAAACCGAAGAAAACACAGUUGAGUCGCCAUUACAAAAAAAUAAACCUUCUGAUUGGUUUACAUAAAUUUCAAGUUUGCUACUGGAUGUCAUUUGCCAUGCAUCGUGGGUGCGAAAUGUUUGGUGGAAGAUUAGCAUCUAGUUCCGAGCAUUCUCUUACGUUAGUUACCACUGAUGACGGUCUAACACAUAGAGCUAAAGCCGAAUGGUCCAUAGUGUACAUGAACUCAGAACUCGCUGAUUCGGAAAUUUGGCUUAAAAGCGCGCUGCAAGAUGAAUCUGAGUUCGAAACUUCACGAUUACAACCUAUUGAGAAAACGUAUUGCCUCUCAGUUGCAAAAGUAUCUUAUGGUAGAGAAGCUGUUUUGCCGAAUCAGUCGAUCGCAGAUCGCAUUAAAGAUACUCCCACUCAUCGAUUGGUGGUUUAUGACUUGAGAGGAGCCUGGACGAAAAGCAAUAGAAACGUUGCCUUGGCUUUAUUUGAUACGUUUAUGAAAACAACGCGAAUGAAGAAAAACUUAUCUACAGAAGCUUUAAAGGGUUUCAGGAAAGAUACAAAUACAACGCCGAUGAAAAAACGCGGUGCUGAUCCCACCAGUACACCACCAAAUAACGCAGUUCAAAGUAUUCAAGCGGCUUCUGCAGUCCAGGAUACUCCCUCACCUAUCAGUAAACUACAAUCGGGACAUGCAGCAAACAUGCUACAGCAAUUGAUUGCGGAAGUAGACAAUAAUUCUAUAGUAUACAGUGAUGAUUUAUCAGCUGUAUCAAGGCAGCAACACUUACAAGGAGUCCAAGCUUGCCAAGGGGACGAUGUUAUUCACAAAAAUUGGCAAAUUUCCCUUGUGAAUGCUCAAGUUCUACUCAAAGGCUGUGAAACUAAUGGAUAUAUAAUUCUGAGUGCGGCUAAAGCGGAAAUUUUGCAAAGAGCCCAUAGGCCGGCUUGGAAGGAUAGAACUCUCGUAUCAAAAACCACUUGGACGGGACUCUUGGAAUGCAUGCAGUAUUAUGCUACAGUGAACGCCGGAGAAAAUGACCCAAAUGAAAAUAUCAUGUGGCUGACUGUGGAUAAUAUCCAGGAAAAAGAGUCGGCAGAAAUAUCGGAACCAUCAGAGGUUCCCAACAUGGUAGGCAGUGGCGUUUCAGUGGGAGCAGUAGUUAGUGAUACUGUAGGGCCCAGCACAUCUAGACAAUUGCAAAGAAUUGUUUCCAGAUGUAAGUGCGAAUUUUAUUAUGCGAGCUAUGGAGAUAUAAGUGUCGAUCCCGAAGGAAUAGGUGAAAUUCCAUCACCACCACAGGAGGAUGUAAGCCUUUGGGAUAGUAGAGAAUCUGGAGUAGAUGCUUUUACGCUGAUGCAUUAUGAUUUAGAUGUUUGCACUAAUUCACUACAGUAUGGAAUGCUUCUUGAUAUAAUCAACAACCUUCUGUUAUACGUUGAACCGCACCGAAAAGAGGCUUUAGAAAAACUAGCCAGAAUGCGUUUCCAGUUGCAAUUGCACAGCGUGGAAGAUCAGCGAAGACCCAUUCAAGAGAAGCAGACAAUUGUGCGAAAUACUAUAAACAAGCUGAGACGUUUAGAGAAAGAUACUUACAUGUUAAAUAAAGCUUUAGAUGACGAUCCGGAUGAUAAGGACUUAAGAGUAGAACUUGAGAGAUUGGAAAGAUUGAUGCACGACUGUAAAAUGAAUUUGAAUGCACAAAGUGAAGAACUAGAUAUGAUGAUUUCAUGUUACAAAGAAACCCAACUGUUGGCAAAUUCCAGAAUGGCAACAACUAGAAGUGAUAAACCGUUAACGAUAGUGAGAGCGAACGAAAUCUGUUUCAAACACGCCCAAUGGAGGCUUACUGAAGCAGAUGGCCAAAUUGGUAUUGCUGAUUUGGUAUUAAGUAACUUUUUGUAUACAAAGAACUCAAAGUCUGAUGAUUCAGUAGAACAUUUACUGGAAUUAGGGUAUCUCAGGAUGACUAAUUUAUUACCCAAUGAAAUUUAUAAGGAAAUUCUUUGCCCAACAGAAAUUCAAUUUGAUAUGCCCAUUGAGCAUAAAAAGGUGUUGAGAAUAUUUUGCAGAGAAAAACCACCUGUAGGUGGUAUAUCCGUUAAAGAGCAUUUCGAAAUCAACUUAGUACCCUUGACUAUUGGUUUAACGAAGAAGUUUUACAACACCAUGAUGAAGUUUUGCUUCCCUGAAAGGGAUACUGAGGUUUUGGAUUACAACGAUAGAGCCAGUGAAGACGGCGAUUCUGAACUUCAGAAAUCCAAAAAAGGAAAAUCUAAGAAAAGCCGAGAUUCAAACUUCUAUGUUCAUAUUGAUGAUGUAGAAAAAAUGAAGGAAAGAGCAGAGAAAAAUAAAUUGUUUGUGUUUACAAAAAUACCCGAAGUGCCUGUUAAAGUCAGUUACAAAGGAAACAAGGAAAAGAACUUAGAGGAUCUUAGAGAUGUGUCUAUUGUUAUCCCCACUUUAGAAUAUCACAACAUGACUUGGACUUGGCUGGACUUGCUGAUUGCGAUUCGAAAUGAUACCAAGAAAGUUAUCUUAUCUCAGGCCAUUAAACAAAAAUUGCAAAUCAAAAGAAACACCGGCACUUCCGAAGACAGUUCUGCGCCCCAAGAAGAAGAUAAAGCGAAAAUGUUGCUUGGUUCUAGACACGGUAAAUCAAGGAAUUUUGGGGAAAAGGCACCAGAGAAUAAAAGUAUACGAAAAGGACUCUCGGAAGUUUUUAAACUGUGACAAUAAUCCAGGCGUUCCUAGGUUUACAUCUGAUGAAUUUAAGAUAUAUUUUCAUAUUUCUUUAUUGCUAACUGUGUUGUAAACGCGUAAGUCUUAUUCUUAUUGUUCUCUUAAGCAUAACUUUUGUUUUUCAAGUCACUUAAAAAUGCUCUCACUUUCAUCAGCUUGUGUGAUAUUUUUUCCGGUUCAAUUUUAUGAAUUUUUCUAGUUUUGUUAUAGCUUUUAUUGUCCGUCAUUUAUGACUAAUGGUUUAUACGUUUUAUAAUAUAUAAGUUUUAUAAUUAUAAU